This is a messenger RNA of Eublepharis macularius, 1144 nucleotides long. RefSeq names its product regulator of G protein signaling 13 (gene RGS13). The coding region runs from base 326 to 832 and encodes 168 amino acids. The transcript has 5 exons. Lineage: Eukaryota; Metazoa; Chordata; Lepidosauria; Squamata; Eublepharidae. The record is from RefSeq and is a predicted model, not a curated record.
AAACAUCCUCUUAUCAAUGGUUCAUUGAAGGCAAAUGGAACAUUUUUUUUUAUCCACACCACAAGUAAUGUUGGCAAGUAGAUUCAUGAACGGCAAGUCACAGAGCAGAAUUGGCAGAGAGGAUCCGAUUCCCAACUGCCAAGGGUAAGAUCUUGGUUCUUUAAGGGAAAAAAAUGAAGAGGAACCAUAUGAUAAUGGAUAUUUUUGCAGACAAGCCCCUCAAGUGCCGUUGCAGCUGCUAAAGAGAAACCAAUAUCAGAUUUCAAACAGAAGCAAAUUAUUUCAUCAGCAAUAAAACCCAAAGCCCUGGAGGAUAUUGUGGAUAAUGAGUCCCAGCAUCUGUUGGCUUUGUAACUUAUUCCGAGAUGGCACAAAUGGAAUCACUUCUAAAAUGUGUCUGGAAGAAGUGCUACAGUGGUCUCAGUCUUUUGAAAAGCUGAUGGCUACUAAACAUGGGCGCAUAAUCUACAAAUCCUACCUGAAGACAGAAUACAGCGACGAAAACAUGGAAUUCUGGCUUGCUUGUGAGAACUUCAGAAAGAUAGCUUCACAAAAGAAAAGGAUUUCAGUGGCACAGAAACUUUUUCAGGACUACAUCCAGCCUCAGGCUCCAAGAGAGAUUAAUAUUGAUAGUCCAACAAGAGAAGCUAUUAUUACAAAUAUUCAACAACCAACUCCAUCCUGCUUUGACGAAGCUCAGAAAAUUGUUUACUGGCAUAUGGAACGGGAUUCGUACCCCAGGUUUCUUGGAUCAGAAAUCUAUCAAAACCUUAUCCGGGGUCUCACUGCUAGAAGGAGGGAGCCGUCAGUGCAUAUCAAAGAGAAAGAAUGAGAACUUGGAGCAUGCUGGUGUACCCAUCUCUUUUAAAAGACCUGAGAAACUAAAGCCACUCAGUGGCAAAACACACAUGUACGUAAUGGAUAUCUUUAUAUUACUAUUAUAAUUCUUUUCAACUUUAAAUUUUGCAAGGGAAUUAUAUUAAAUGGAAGCAUAACAAUCAUAUACAAAACAAGGGUCAACAGAAGGUUUGGCAUUUUAUUUGAUUCUGGAACCAUCACAGACCCAGGUAUACUUGAAAGAACACUCAUCUCUUAUUCAAAACCUGCUCAUUUACUCAUCACUGUCCGUUUUUUGUUACCUCUA